AUGCGGUUCCUGGUUGCGCUGGUCCUGCUGAGCGUCGCGGUGGCGGGAGUCCCGCCGGCCAGUCCGCCUCCCAGUUCGACGGGAGUAAAGACUGAAGGUCCGCCUACUACUGGAACGUACUCCACCCCGCCCGCCUCGAGCCAGCUGCCUGAGGAAAAACGUGCGCAGGAAGAUUUACCCUCUCACAAUCCGUCUUCCACGAACGACAGCUCUAGCACGUCGGGUUCGGGGCGGCCGUCCUCCCAAGGAAACUCCAGCACGUCGGGUUCGGAAGGGCCGUUCUCCCAAGGAAACUCCAGCACGUCGGGCUCGGAAGGGCCGUUCUCCCAAGGAAACUCCAGCACGUCGGGUUCGGGGCGGCCGUCCUCCCAGGGGGACUCCGGCACGUCGGGUUCGGGGCGGCCGUCCACCCAGGGGGACUCCGGCACGUCGGGUUCGGGGCGGCCGUCCACCCAAGGAAACUCCGGCACGUCGGGUUCGGGGCGGCCGUCCACCCAGGGGGAGUCCGACAAGUUGGAUUCAGAACAGCCUUCCUUAGGAGAAGAUAAGUCUUCAGAGCUUACCGAAGAUAUGGAGCCCAAGGAGGCUGAAGAUGGUGAUACAGGGCCUGAAGAGGGCUCACCACCCAAAGAAGAGAAAGAAAAGAUGUUCGGCCCUGCCUCUGGUGAGAACCGAGAAGGGACACUUUGGGAAUCCAUGAAUAGCGAGAAGGGUGUCCUUUAUAAGGACAGUCCUGGAAGUGCCAGUGCAGAGAGCAGCCACUUCUUUGCAUAUCUGGUAACUGCAGCCAUUGUCGUUGCUGUCCUCUAUAUUGCCUAUCACAACAAGCGCAAGAUUAUUGCUUUUGUCCUGGAAGGGAAAAGAUCCAAAGUCACUCGGCGGCCAAAGGCCAGUGACUACCAGCGUUUGGACCAGAAGCUUUGAUUUUUUGUCCUUGAAAACCUUGUCCUCCCUGCUGAUUUGUUUCUAAAUCAAGAAAAAUGAAGAGAAAAGUACUGUGACCUAAGAAACACUUCUCCUCUGGGGUUUGGUGGCAAGUCUGGGCUAGCAGAGGCGGGGGGGUUGUUUUGAGUUUUGCACCUGCACUUUGGUGACACUGUACUCCUAUGUUUUCUUUAUUUAUGCUGAUGACUUCCCUCCUUUCCUCCUGAGUGUGAGUGGAGGGAGCAUGUGGAAACAUGGCUAUGACCAAAGGGGGAUCCCAGCCCUGGCAGAGGCUACAUUGCUGAUCACCCUCCCUUGGGCCUUGACUCUAUCUAGUAAAGUUUGCCCUUGACUGUGGCAUUGCACUCUCUACUAUUUUAUCUUUGCAGACCUAGGAGACAACUCUGCAGGUAGAGGUGCUUUUCUACUAAGGCCUUUUACUUUGGGGGAAUGUGCCCUGCAAAAGAUGUCGAGGAUUGUGAAAUGUUGAUGGGCAAAGGGUGACUUUGAACACAUAAUUCUCUCCCGAGGCUUCAGCAACAAACAAAAACAGCAGGUUAAAAAAGUGCUUUCUUGCCUGCAAGUCUAACCUGUCUAGCAUGAAUUCCUCAUGUUUUUGAUGUUUCAUAUUACUUGAGACAAAGUGAGUCCACUUCCAUUUGUUUAUACUGAGCAUAAAACUGAACUUAGAGUUUUUGGAGGUUAAGCCACUGUUCCCAACACAGAUUUUUUUUUAAAAUGGGGUUAUCAUCAUUGAAACUGUGUUUUUUCAUACAGUCAUACUCAACAGGAACUUUUUGAAAUAGGGCAAUUUCAUGCUUCAAGAAAACAUGUAGGAGGGUUUUGGUUUUGUUUCACAUUUCUUUCAAAGGGCUUUUAUGAAACAGAUUUUCAAAAACUCCAUUUU
Molecule: messenger RNA, 1831 nt
Organism: Galeopterus variegatus (Sunda flying lemur)
Lineage: Eukaryota; Metazoa; Chordata; Mammalia; Dermoptera; Cynocephalidae
Gene: TGOLN2
Product: trans-golgi network protein 2
Exons: 4
Coding region: 1-924 (307 amino acids)
Cellular component (GO): endosome; trans-Golgi network; trans-Golgi network transport vesicle
Source: RefSeq, a predicted model, not a curated record